AGUCACAGUCAGAAGCUCUUCCGUGCAGCACCUUCUCUGGCUGUUUUCGGUCACAUUCCCCAAGUUGUGGGUGAAGUUCUCUGUGUUUUGUCCAUAUCUCUCCCCGCACAAUUUUCAUUUUCUCUGAACUUUUUUUUUGUGUGGUGUUUCCGUGGUUGAAGGUGAAGUGGUGUAUCCUUCGAGUGCACUGUAUAAAGUGAAGAAAUUAACCCAUUCACAUACCAUUGAAAUCAAUAAUUUAGUUUUCAAAAUUUGUGUUGCCUUUGCAAAUAUUCCCUAAAAAAAAAAGUUCAUUUCGAUUCUGUGGAAAUUUCACGGAUUGUUCUGUCCAGUGUGGGCGGAAGGAGGUGUAGGAGUCCAAGAAAGUCACAAACUUAGCCCAUAAGGGUAAUAUGGAGCCAGAAAGACGAAAUACUGCUACAGAAUUCAGCUAUAUACUCCAUAGACAGGGUUCAGAUGACUCUGUGGAGGCACAUGCUUUUGAUGAUAUCAAAUCCUUGAUAAAGAAUGAUUCUGGUGCAAAGUCGGAUUCUCUGUCGUCCCUGCCUCAGGCAGCAUUCAACUAUAUCAACUCAAUUGUUGGAAGUGGAGUAAUUGGGAUUCCAUAUGCCUUCCAUAAGGCCGGAUUUGGUCUGGGACUUUUGCUUCUCAUCAUUGUAGCUUAUGUCACGGACUACUCCCUCAUCCUCAUGGUGCGCUGUGGACACAUCAGCGGACGAUUCAGCUAUCCGGGUGUCAUGGAGGCAGCCUACGGUAAAUGGGGCUAUUAUCUUCUCUCAAUUCUCCAAUUCACCUAUCCCUUUCUAGCAAUGAUCUCGUACAAUGUCGUUGUGGGAGACACCCUCAGCAAGGUCUUGGUGCGCUUUAUGCCCUCCUGGGGAAACUCCAUGGGUGCCGUCCGAGCAGCUGUUGUCUUUGUAGUUACAGCAUGCAUCAUUACUCCCCUGUGUCUCUACAAGAACGUCUCUCGUUUGGCCAGAGCCAGCUUCCUCAGUCUCGUGUGUGUCGUCUUCAUCCUGUUUGCCGUCAUGUGUAAGCUCAUCUCCGGCGAGUACAAUGUCGUGCCAGAUACAGAAAAUUCCUGGGAAUUUGCCAAUUCCGACAUCAUUCCAGCUACCGGCGUCAUGGCUUUUGCUUUCAUGUGCCACCACAAUACCUUCAUUGUCUACCAGUCAAUGAGAAAUGCUAGUUUGGAACGCUGGGAAAAAGUCACCCACAUCUCUCUGACCUUUGCUUGGAGUGUAGCUGCACUUUUUGGCAUAGCCGGAUAUGCAAUGUUCCGUGGACUUUCCCAAGGAGAUCUCUUAGAGAAUUUUUGCUGGACAGAUGAUCUCAUGAAUUUCUGUCGGGUACUCUUUUCUUUUUCCAUCCUGCUCACCUUCCCAUUUGAAUGCUUCGUGUCUCGUGAAAUAGUGAAAACGCAACUGCAGCGUUUUGUAUCAUCGGAGCCACCUGACCUGGAUAAGGAGAAAGAUCCUAGCCAGCAAACAGAAGACAAUGAUCGUCAUUCUGUAGUUAUUACGCUCACUAUUAUUUUCCUGGCCUUCAUCAUUUCACCCAUGACGGAUUGUCUGGGAUCAGUCUUGGAACUCAAUGGACUUCUGGCUGCCUUUCCUCUGGCCUAUGUCCUCCCUGGCUUAGCAUUUAUCCAAUUGGAGCCACAUUCGCUCUACAGUCGCGAGAAGAUGCCUGCUGUGGCUCUUGUUACUUUUGGAGUCAUCUUUACAAUUGCAGGAGUUGCUGUACUCAUUCCCGAUUUGAGCAAUAAUGAUUGUAAAUCCGAUGUUGUGAUGAGUUACUGCAAAAAUGAGUCUCAAAUUGUGGAUAAUGUCACCCUUUCUGCCAACCCUUAAGACGUCAAUAAAGAAAAGAUGCCAGAUGGAAUUUUAGGGAGUGAAAUUUUAUGAAAAAAAAUGGCACUAAAAGAGCUUUAAAACAGUUUGCAAUAGAUCAAUUUCUUCCUCUAAUUUUAUGUAACUAACAAAACAGGUAGAUUUAUCAAGAUUUACACACAAGAAUCUUUCACACUAAACUUUGAAAAAAACAAACUUUCCCUAAUCCUUUGGAUGAUUUAUUUUUUAGACAAUAUUUCCAAAUGCAACAAAGAUCUUACGCUAAAGUUCUUUCCCAAAAAAAGAAAUACGAUGAAAAGUUUGACAUAUGGGACAAUUUUUGACCAAGAAAAAGCAUUUGCAAAGUUUUGAGAAAAAUGGAAAAAAAAAUCAAUCAAAUAUUUACCGAAUAAUAAAACAAAAGGUCUAUUGAUAAUGUAUUUUAGAAAUACAUCCAGUAAACAUAAUGAUAAAAAAAAUAGUAGGGAAAUUAGAAAAUUAUAUUUUAGAAGUGUUGAAGACAAAAUUCAUGAGGCAACAUGUAAUAAAUUUACCAGCAAGAAAAUUAAUAGGGAAAUAUCAAAAUCAUAUCUGACACUAUCAAAAAAAGAAAUAGUAGAAUAAAUAUAUUUUGGAAUUUCUAAACCAAAAUUACACUUUCUAAUACUGAAUGAUUAGAGGAGGAAAUUAAAGUGAACGAUUAGGACUAUGUAUCUAGUACCUGGAUAUGGCAGAAAAAAUGAAAAAAAAAUAUUUUUGAGGAGAGUAUUAAGAAAAAAAUAUAUUAAAAUAUUUUUAUGAGUAAAAAUUGGGAUCAUCAAAAUAAGUGUACCAAAAUAGAGAAAAAAAACUUGUUAAGUUUUCAAAAAAACUAUUUAUUCAACGACGAUAACAAGCAAAAAUACCAAAAAUAAAUCAAAGAGAUAUUUAAUGUAGCUACAAAUUAGACUGUAUUAUUAAUUGUUGAUAUGUUUAAAUGACAUUUAACCUUAUUCUUUUAAUUAUCUAAGGCGGUUUUUUUUAAAUGUGAGGUUAUGCCAGACAUAACCUAGAAAAACAAAAUAUUCAAAGUACCACAAAAUGGGUAAAUUCUUAUUUCGACGCAUAUUUUCUUAAAAAUUAAACUAAUUAUCUGGUUUUGCAUUAAAUUUUGCAUAGGAUGCUAAAUCAAUUUUUUUAUUCAGAAACUUUGAAAAAAAUAUUAUUUUGUCAUUUUUAGGUUAGACCUGUAGUAAAGAGAGGUAAUUCCGAUGCUUUUCAUAGAGUGCGACUUUAACGCUUGUUUUUCGACUGAUGAAAUAUUUUUUCCCCGUUCCAAAUCAAUAGAAUUAUUCUUUGUUUCAUUUAGAAUCAUGAUAGAAAAAAAAUUUUAGCAAUAAUAUUGAAGAAAAAUAAUAAAAUUACGAUAAUAUUAAUAUAUGCGUAAGAACCUUACUGCGAUGCUUUUUUCUAACUCCGUUGAAUUCGAUCAAACUCGGAUACUCAUUUUAAGGAAAAGUUUAAUGCAUAAAAAAAUGAGAAGAUAUUAUUUCAAAAACAUUUUUUUUUAAAUUUUAUUCCACCAAUUCACAUUUCUGACUUUGAACCUCUUCUUCUGGCGAUGUUUUGGAAUUUCUCCUGGCCAGAAAUAGAACUGUUUAAUGUGUCGAAAAUCGAUUGAGUUUCAGAAGGAUCGAGAGUCUCAGAAGUUGCAGAGAGUUGAUUUCCAGAAGUGACUGGAUUAUUGUCGGUGGCCUGAUCAUGCUGGUUAUUGAUAAUGGACUUUCUUCCGAAUGUAGCAGAUGGCUUCAUGCCUGACAGUGUCUCCUACAGGAGACAUCCGGUAUUGAUCAUCUGUGGCUCACAAUGGCUCCUCCAUUGACGAUACCAUAAGCCUAGAGGGUCCAGGAGUUCGAUGAAUUGCUAAGUAUUUCACCGAUUGGCUAUAUUGUGGCCACCACGACGUGCGAUUUGGUCCUCCUGCAGCUUCAGAUGUCUGGAGGGAGACAGAACAUCACGAACAGAGCUAUCAAAGCCCCCUCAGGUUUCCUCGUAGGAAUAGGGAGGAAGUUUGCUUGAGUUAUAAUGAGGAUGCUCAGUUCAUUUUCUCGGAAAUGAAAUUUUUAGUACACAACCCAGCUGACAUGAGUUUGAAAAAUAUUUGUUUCACCCACUUAUUAAACCGAUAAAAAUAUAAUUUUUUGUUUUGCAUAAAGUAGAAUAGUUAUAUUAUGUUACUUUAGUGAUUAAUUAUGGAAAUAAAAAUAUAAAUUAUAUUUUAAGUGGAUUUAUCGGAGUUAAAUCGGUCGCGGCAUCCUAGUUUUGCAAUCGUCGGAGUUACAUGGCCUUACUAUACGCAUAACCUCACAUUUCUAUAACCUCUUAGCUAAAUAAAAGAAUUGAGUUCAUUGAGAGAAAACGUGAAUUGUAUUUUAAAAGAGUAAUAUAAAAUUUGUUGCAUGCUCAAAGUGAAAAAUGAAAUUAUGAAUGUGUAGAUAAAAAUUAUUCUUUUCCUUCUACAACGUAAUAAUAAAUUUAGAUUGUCUAUAUUUUUUGAUAAGAAAAGACUGAUAAUUUAUUUAAACUGUAUUUUUCUAUUUUUAAGAAUAUUAUAUUUAAUUCUUUGUGAAGAAUCAUGUAUAAAAAUGCACCAAUUUUCCAAACGACCGAGCUUUCAAAGUUUGAGAACGUAUGAACUAAGCUCUAAGACAAAAAACUCUACUUUCAGGCGUUUUCUCAGCACCAAUUUUCAAUAAAUAACCAUUCUUCAGUUUAACUACAGGGUCAUUCUACUUUGAUCACCGCAGAAUUUUAUAAAUCACUAUAAAGACAAAAAAAAUCACAGAGAAGCGAAAUAGAUCGAAGUUUCUCGUCCAUAAAUCAAAAUCCAUCCACAACAGGAAUAAUAAAUUAACAAUCUUCACGCAUUUUAUCAACGAUCUGGAGAUAAUCAAUCUUGUGAAAUGAUCCUGAGUCUUUUUUUUUCUUUUAAAUUCGCCAUUUAUUUUGUUUUACAAAUAAAAUUGCCAUUUUCUGUGUUGUUACACAAAAGAGACAAAAAGAUACAUAUUUUCUGAAUCUUAUCUCAAUAAAUAUCGAAAAAAAAUGAAAUAAA
Phlebotomus papatasi is the source of this 4926-nucleotide messenger RNA. RefSeq names its product putative sodium-coupled neutral amino acid transporter 11. The record is from RefSeq and is a predicted model, not a curated record. Lineage: Eukaryota; Metazoa; Arthropoda; Insecta; Diptera; Psychodidae. Bases 393 to 1853 code for a protein of 486 amino acids. Gene Ontology annotation, biological process: amino acid transmembrane transport. The transcript is spliced from 7 exons. Gene Ontology annotation, molecular function: amino acid transmembrane transporter activity.